UUCCCCCUGACUAACCGUGCGGUUACGAGCAGCUGGUAGCCACUCUGGGUUUCAGAGCACAGAGCGGUGUGGGAGUGAGGCAAGAGAUUGGCUUUGACAGUCUGUAGAACACACUCUUGGCUAAGACACGGGCGGUGGAGCGCAGUAGAGUGUGUAGUCAGUGACAAGUCAGAUUUCCCUCAUUUACUCUGACGAAAGGCUUUCAUCUCUGUGGUUCACUGGGAAAGAUGGGAGUUUACAAUGAGCAAGGGGAGGCUGUGGGUGAGCGGGACACUUCUGUCGUGCUUCCCGUGAAAAGCUCAGGAGCCCACCGCCCUCUGGGUGUCCGUCAACGCCGUAGCACUGUUACCCACAAUGGGUGUCCCAGCAAAGUGCCUCCAAAAGAACAGCCCGUGGAUAUGGUGUAUGUAGUGGGAGGCUGGAGCUCUGAUGACCCAUCAUGUCCAGUGGAGCGCUUCAGCGCCGAGCUCAAUGAGUGGAGAAUGACGGCUCCGAUGAUUCGUCACCGCGGAGAUGCAGCUGUGUGUGCCCUUGGGGGACUUAUCUACAUGGCUGGGGGCCAUGAUGGUGUCACCUGUAUCAGCAAUGUGGAGAAGUAUGACCCAGAGACCAAUUUAUGGAGUGGAGAUGUGGCGCCCCUCAGCCGCCCGCGCAGCAAGGUAUGCCUGGUGGAGAUGGAGGGGUACUUAUACGCCCUUGGGGGACAUGAUGACAUCACCUGCACCAACAUCGUGGAGAGGUACGAUCCCAGUCAGAACACAUGGAUGAAGUUGCCGCCCAUGCGUACCAGGCGUUCGGGGGCAGCUGCCGCAGUAUUAGCGGGGUAUCUGUAUGUCAUGGGCGGCAGCAAUGAUGACGCUCCUCUUAACUCAGUGGAGCGUUACAGUCCACUGGAUGGAUGCUGGGCCACCUGCCCACCCAUGCACACACCCAGGGAGAACCCUGGCUGCACCGUGUUCCUGGGGCAAAUCUAUGUGGCCGGGGGAAGAGACGAACUCCUGCUAGAGCUCAGCACCGCCGAGAGGUUUGACCCGGAAAACUUCCACUGGAGCCCAGUCAAGUGCAUGAAGAGCAAACGGCAUCAGGUGUCUCUGUUGGUUUUUAAUGAGUCUCUACUGGCUGUUGGAGGCUCUGAUGGCAUCAUAAACCUCAAAACGAUGGAGCUCUACGAUCACGAGACAAACUCAUGGAGACACUUUGGCAGUACGAAGUCCAGACAUCCAGGAGGUCAUGUUGUCUUGAUGAAGACAGUUCCUAACAUUGCAUAAAUUUGCUGAAACACAACUGAAUAUGAUAAAUAAAUCUAUCUGUGUCCCCCUCAUA
Anguilla rostrata (American eel) is the source of this 1323-nucleotide messenger RNA. Its product is annotated as kelch-like protein diablo. The transcript has 8 exons. Gene Ontology annotation, molecular function: protein binding. Bases 228 to 1268 code for a protein of 346 amino acids. NCBI's taxonomy places the organism in Eukaryota, Metazoa, Chordata, Actinopteri, Anguilliformes, Anguillidae. The record is from RefSeq and is a predicted model, not a curated record.